UAAUGCGAUGUUGACCUUGUGAAGAUGACUGUGGACAAACCUCUCCUGAGUGCUGAAAUGACUGCAAUGUUGUUCGUCGUGCUCCUGCUGAUGAGCAACGCCGGGUCAGUCUCAGCACAGUUUAAUGGAUACAACUGUGACGCAAACUACCACAGCAGGUUUCCUGGUGAGCGGGAUAUCAAUGUGUACUGUGGAGUUCAAACCAUCACCUUAAAGAUCAACUUCUGCCCUGUGCUCUUCUCCGGCUACACCGACGCAGACUUGGCCCUGAACGGUCACCAUGGUGACUCCCAAUGUCGUGGCUUCAUCAACAACAACACCUUUCCCACAGCAGUCCUGUUCAGCAUCAGUCUGAGCACUCUGGAGGCCUGCGGGAACAGCCUGGUGGUCAGCACAGCUUACGGGGCCAAUGCCUAUGGGAACAUGUCUCUGGUACAAAUUGGGAAUGUCUCCGGCUAUAUCGACACGCCUGACCCGCCGACUAUAAUCAGCUACCUGCCUGGUUUGUUGUAUAAAUUCAGCUGCAGCUACCCACUGGAAUACUUGGUCAAUAACUCACAGCUGGCAUCCUCCUCUGCUGCUGUGUCAGUUAAGGACAGCAACGGUACAUUUGUGAGCACGUUGAAUAUGAUCCUGUACAAUGAUUCAACCUACAAUCAACCUCUCUCAAUUCCACUGACUGGACUGGCUUUGAAAACCAGAGUAUUUGCUGCUGUUAAAGCCACAAACUUGGACAAACGGUGGAACAUCUUGAUGGACUACUGUUAUGCGACCCCCUCAGGGAAUCCUAAUGAUGAACUCCGCUAUGACCUUUUCUUCGGCUGCUACAAAGACCCCCAAACAACAGUUUUUGAGAAUGGUAAGAGCCAGAUGGGACGAUUUUCUUUUGAGGUUUUCCGUUUUGUUAAACACAGACAUCAAAAGAUGUCAACAGUGUUUUUGCACUGCGUCACCAAGCUGUGCCGGGCUGAUGACUGCAUCAUGCUAAUACCAAUUUGUGGACGACGGCGCAAGCGAGAUGUAGAGGAGAGCCUUGAUUCUCCACCAGCAGCAUCCGGGAAUGCUGUACUCACUGCCGGGCCAAUCAUCACCAGGAGUGAUGAAACUCCUGCCAACAACUCCCAACUUGCAUCUGGUGCUCCCUCCCACUCAAUGAACCCUGUGACCAGUGCUCUGAUUGCAGGUGUGGUCAUUCUGGGUGGAGUCAGUGUGGGCUUCUUGCUGUUUUCGGUCCGUCUCCUGCAAAAGUCUCGCCUGCCCACAACUGCAGCCUCAGGUGUUUGGAACCCCAGCUUUAAAUGAAUAAACAUCUGUAUAUUAUAACAUCUUGGUACUGACUGUAUGUGGAAAAUAUUAUCCAAAUAUAUAGUGUAUAUAUAUGCAAGUGUGCUCUUCCUUUUGCACAUAUUAAAUGUGUAUAUUAAACCUAUUGUUUUAGGUUUGUGUUAUUGCCUUUAAUACCUCAUCAUUGUUGUUAUUCAUGUUGCUGUCAAUUUAAGUGUUUAUAGGUGCUUUCUGCUCAUAACUCUGAUGC
Messenger RNA from Notolabrus celidotus (New Zealand spotty), 1534 nucleotides. RefSeq names its product zona pellucida-like domain-containing protein 1. NCBI's taxonomy places the organism in Eukaryota, Metazoa, Chordata, Actinopteri, Labriformes, Labridae. Bases 25 to 1302 code for a protein of 425 amino acids. Gene Ontology annotation, cellular component: cell surface. The transcript has 10 exons. The record is from RefSeq and is a predicted model, not a curated record.